AUGAAGAAGACCACCCGCUACCGUCCCGGCGUCCUGGCCCUGCGAGAGAUCCGAAAGUACCAGAAGUCGACCGAGCUGCUGAUUCGCAAGCUUCCCUUCCAGCGCCUCGUGAAGGAGAUCGCGCAGGAAGUCAAGUCUGACCUCAAGUUCCAGACCCAGGCGAUCCUGGCGUUGCAGGAGGCCGCUGAGGCGUUUCUCGUUGGGCUCUUCGAGGACACGAACCUGUGCGCAAUCCACGCCAAGCGCGUCACGAUCAUGCCAAAGGAUAUCCAGCUAGCCCGUCGGCUCAGAGGCGAGCGAACGUGA
Messenger RNA from Symbiodinium natans, 306 nucleotides. The record is from the annotation of a GenBank genome assembly. NCBI's taxonomy places the organism in Eukaryota, Dinophyceae, Suessiales, Symbiodiniaceae.